Messenger RNA from Dentiscutata heterogama, 2610 nucleotides. Lineage: Eukaryota; Fungi; Glomeromycota; Glomeromycetes; Diversisporales; Gigasporaceae. The record is from the annotation of a GenBank genome assembly.
AAGCUUUAAAUCUUAUUGAAACUACAAAAGCAAAUUCUGUUAUGAGUCUUUUUUUAUUGAAUGUUGCGGAAUUAGAAUAUCGAAAGCAUUGUUGGAAAGAAAGCAAAGAAAAAUUGGAUAAAGCAUUAGAGUAUCAGCAGAAGGCCGAUAUUUUUCAAAAAGAAGUAGCAUUAGCGAACUUAUGUAUGGGUGACUUUAAACAUCGUGAAGGCGAUUUCAAAUAUCGUCAAGGUGAUUCCAAAUUUCAAGUGCUUUGUUAUAGAACUGCAUUAGAAUGCUAUCAACAUGCGAACGAUAUUUUGGCCGAUAUUAUGAAAGAAGAUUAUAUAACGAAGCUUGAAUGUACAGAUGCGAGUGUAUUUCAAACACCAACGUGUAAAAAAUUUAUCUCUUGUUGUCCAACUAGUCCAAUUACUAAAAUUACAGGAGAUGGUGCUGUUCAAUAUGAAUGUUUUUUACUUUCGUAUAUGAAAAGUGAAUUAUUUCGUCGUCAAGGUUGGGUAUUAAGUAAACAAGGAAAUAUUAGUGAAGGCAUUAAGUUGAUUGAAAUUAGUUCAUAUUCGAAUCAAUCAUGCCUUGAAAAGGCAGAGUACUUAUUUGUAUUGAGUAAAGCUCAUAUUAUGAAUAUAAAUGAUACAUUAUUGAACCAAAAUCGUUUAGUGUUUGAUAAUGUGAGAGAUUCUGUACUUUCCCUUCCUUUGAUGGGAAAGGCUAAUAAAAAAAAGUCACGAAGGGUAAUAAAAUCAAAGGCAGAAAUUUCACCUCAGUUGCUUCAGGAAAUUGAUCGAGUAACUGAAUGCCUAAUAAAAGUUUAUGACCUGGCUUAUGAAUGUGGACCAACGCAAUUAUUGCAAGAAACUUCGUUAUGUAUUACAAUGACGAAUAUGAUCAAAUCUUAUGGGCAAGAUCAAAACUUUGAUCGAUCUGAAGUGGCAACUAUGUGUGCUUAUUAUUUGGAAAUGACCAGAGCACUUACUGCAAAAAGACAGAUGAUUGCUACAUUGAACGAAAAAUUACAAUUUUCCCUGAAGUAUGAUGAUAUGCAAUGGCCAAACCAGAUUGCAACAUCGGCAUGUUUGGAUGAUAAAGAUUGCGAUGAUUUUAAUGAUGAAGCUGAUUCUCAAAAGGAAUUUUUAAAAACUUUAUUAAAACAAUAUACAAAUGAAUUAUCACUAACUUAUGAACAGUUUCAAUCCGAAUUCUUGGAUAUCUUGCCGCACAAUUGGGUCGCCUGCUCUAUUUCUAUUGACAUUGAGACAAAUGACAUGUUCAUUUGUCGAUAUCAACGAAAAACAACACCUUUAUUACUAAGAUUACCUUUGAAACGUCAAUCUAUCAGAGAAGGUGACGAAGGCGGUUUUGCCUACAGUGAUGCGAUUAAAGAAUUCAAUGAAAUACUAGAAUUAAGUAAUCAAAGCAUGCGAGCUGGUAAAAUGUUACAGACUAAACAUGAAAAGGUAGAAUGGUGGAAGGAAAGGUCACAAUUGGAUUUGAGGCUUAAAGAAUUACUUGAUAAUAUUGAGGAUUGUUGGCUUGGUGGCUUUAAGGGAAUUUUAAUGGCAAAUACACAUCAUGAUCCCAAUCAAAUUUCUCGUUUCAAAAAUAAAAUGGACAGUAUAAAUUUUAGAUGUGACGUGCGCAAAUCGUCCUCUAAGCAUCAAACAAAAAAUAAGCUUGAUAUUAAUGUAGAAUUAUAUAAGUUGUUACUUCGUUUAGGUGCAUAUCCUAAAGAUCAAGAUAUUGAAGACGUCCUUUAUUUCCUUGUGGAUGCAUACAAUAAAUAUAAUGACGAGCAGAUCGGGUAUGAUGAAAUAGAUUGGGACAAACUCACUAUAGACGUUCGAGAAAUAAUAUCUAGUAUUAAUUUGGUCGAUUCAUCUCAAUCUGAUGAUCAGCAUGUGAUUUUGAUUCUCGACAAGAAUGUUCAAAUGCUACCAUGGGAAAGCUUACCAUGUUUGCGGUCUCAAGCGGUUUCGCGAUUACCUUCCCUAUCAUUUUUAAGAGAUCGUAUAACGUUAAUAAAUCACAUUAAUAAUGAACAAGGCGAAUCAAAUACUUCGAAUUAUUUUAUUGAUCAACGCAAGGCCUUUUAUAUCCUCAAUCCAAGUCAAGAUUUAAAGUAUACGCAAAAUGAAUUUGAAGAUUUUGUAAAGAGUUUUCAAGAAUGGGACGGGGUUAUUGGUCGCCCUCCCUUUGAGUUGGAAUGCAAAAAUGGAUUAGCAAAUAAUGAUCUUUAUAUAUAUGUUGGCCACGGUACUGGAGAACAAUAUAUUCGAAGUCAUUGUAUUAGAGCUCUUGACCGUUGUGCAGUUACUCUAUUAUUUGGUUGUAGUAGUGGUCAUUUGUGUGAUAGUGGAGAGUUUGAUCCAUCGGGUACGGCUUUAAGCUAUAUAAUAGCAGGCUGUCCUGCGCUUGUCGCUAAUUUAUGGGAUGUCACAGAUAAAGACAUUGAUCGGUUUAGUAAAGCACUUUUCAAUAAAUGGAAAUUAUGUCCUAAUAAUAUGGAUGCUGUUACUCCAAAGGAGGAUGUAUCAUUGGUACAAGCUGUAUCAAUGGCAAGGAAUGAAUGUAAGUUGAAAUACUUAAUUGGUGCAGCACCGGUUGUCUAUG